Molecule: messenger RNA, 853 nt
Organism: Colius striatus (speckled mousebird)
Lineage: Eukaryota; Metazoa; Chordata; Aves; Coliiformes; Coliidae
Gene: ABRACL
Product: ABRA C-terminal like
Exons: 3
Coding region: 235-504 (89 amino acids)
Biological process (GO): regulation of actin filament-based process
Source: RefSeq, a predicted model, not a curated record
AGGCUGCCCUUGGCGCGGGUGGGGCCCGCUUCCCGGUGCGCCGUGCGCUGGCGGCGGUGGGAGCCGCGGCUUCGGCCCCGGCGCGGCCCGCCCGGGAGACUCCUGCCGGUGGUGCCUUGGCGGGGAGGGGGCCGAGCUUCUGGCACCCGACGCGAGCCUCCGAGGAGCCAUCUUCGCGGGUAUUUGAGGGAUGUGCCGCGGGAGAAGUCGGCGCGGCCGGUGGCAAAGACCACAAUGAAUGUGGAACAUGAAAUCAGCCUCUUAGUUGAGGAGAUUCGGCGUCUGGGAACCAAAAAUGCCGAUGGGCAAGUGAGUGUGAAAUUUGGUGUGCUCUUUGCUGAUGAAAAGUGUGCGAACCUCUUUGAAGCCCUAGUGGGAACUCUUAAGGCUGCAAAACGACGGAAGAUCAUCACUUAUCAAGGGGAGCUACUUUUACAAGGCGUUCAUGACAAUGUCGAUAUCACUCUGCUGCAGGACUCAUCCAGCGUUUCAGCUAUGCAUUAACGGAAUUGUGCAAGACAGUGACUUGCAACAUCCUCUGAUUAAGGCUAAUCAUUCUACGGUGUUUUGAUGUAUUUUCUAUAUCUUUGUAGUCAAAUGAAAGUGUCCUAUUUUGUAAAACAUUCCCUUUUGUAAUUCUUCCUAAAAUGGUACUGUAUGUUAGUGAGACAAAAGAUGCCAAGUCCUUCUCUUUCCCUUGGGUUUUUUGGGGUUUUGGGUUUUUUUUGGAAUCUCAGGUGGUGCUCUAAAAUAUCUGGUGGUUAUUUUCAGCAUAUGAAGAAGAGGACUGGUAAUUUAAUGUUUACAAAUCAAAAUGUGCCACAAAAGUAUAAAAUAAAAGCACAUACUUAAA